Messenger RNA from Micromonas commoda, 993 nucleotides. RefSeq lists its product with no specific name. Lineage: Eukaryota; Viridiplantae; Chlorophyta; Mamiellophyceae; Mamiellales; Mamiellaceae. The record is from RefSeq and is a predicted model, not a curated record. The transcript is spliced from 2 exons. The coding region runs from base 1 to 993 and encodes 330 amino acids.
AUGCUGGCCACCGCCGCGGGGGGGAUCCAUCCCGCGGUGGCCAGACUCGCCGCGCACUACGCCGACGGCACCAUCACCGGCGGGAGGGCGCGAUGCGUCGCGCUGCUGCACACCCUCAAGCUGGUCAUCGCCGAUUUCAAGACGCCCAAAAACACGAAAUACGCGCACGCGUUGACGUCGCUGGUCAACGGCGUGGUUCAGCACCUGCAGGCGGCGAGGCCGAUGGCGGUGAGCAUGGGCAACGCGGUCAAGUCGCUCAAGACGCACCUGGCGAGGAUGGCGGAGGACGCCAGUUUGGCCACCGAGGAGGAGGCGCGGGCUCGGACGCUGAAGCACCUGGAGUACUUUGAAAAGGAGAAGCUUCUCGCGGCGGGCGCGUUCAUCGCGGAGCACGGCGCCAACGAGAUUGUCGACGGCGACGUCGUCGUGACGCACGGGGCGUCGCACCACGUCCGGGAGAUUUUGCUCCGCGCCAAACGCGACGGCCGCGCCUUCGCGGUGACCGUCGUGGACUCGCGGCCGAACUUGGAGGGUCGGGACACCCUCCGCAAACUCCUCGGCGCCGGCGUGGACUGCACCUACGCCACCCUCGCGGGGCUGUCGUACGUGCUUCGCGAGGGGAAAGCCACGAAGGUGUUCUUGGGCGCCGCCGCCGUGCUCGCCAACGGCGCCGUGGUGUCGCGCGUGGGCACCGCCGCCGUCGCCGCCGUCGCCAACGCGCACGGCGUUCCCGUGUUGGUAGCCGCCGAGACGUGCAAGUUCCACGAGAGGGUACACCUCGACGCGGUGGCGUACAACGAGCUCGGUAACCCCGCGGCGAUCGCGUCCACGGUGACGUACCCGGCGGCGGACGGGCUCGAGGGCUGGGAGAAGGUUGAGCGGCUGAGCGUGCUGAACCUGACGUACGACGUCACCCCCGCGGCGUGCGUCACGAGCGUGGUGUGCGAGAGCGGGCUCGUCGCGCCCUCCGACGUGCCCUCCUUCCUUCGCUGA